Molecule: messenger RNA, 1572 nt
Organism: Rosa rugosa (rugosa rose)
Lineage: Eukaryota; Viridiplantae; Streptophyta; Magnoliopsida; Rosales; Rosaceae
Product: monooxygenase 2-like
Exons: 6
Coding region: 127-1368 (413 amino acids)
Molecular function (GO): FAD binding
Source: RefSeq, a predicted model, not a curated record
CUCAUCGCUUAGAUUUAAAUACCCUAUGAAUCCAGAGUUGUCAGAUAUGUGCAUAUAUCUUCGUAUUCUGCCUCACUUUUCCACUAAACAACACUAAAAGCUUCAUUCAUAGAAUAACCGAAAACCAUGCAAGUAGUAGAGGACGUUGUGAUUGUAGGAGCUGGAAUUUCUGGCCUCACAACCGCCCUGGGACUUCACAGGCUGGGCAUUAAGAGCUUAGUGCUGGAAUCGUUUGAUAGCUUGAGGAUAACAGGGUUUGCACUCACAACAUGGACUAAUGCGUGGAAGGCUUUGGAUGCCAUUGGUGUUGGCGAUUAUUUACGGCAGCAACACCUGACUCUUCUUGGGAAUGUGGUUUCCUCGAGAAUUUCAGGGCUUCAGACGUUUGAGAUGUCAUUUAAGGAGAAAGGAAAACAUGGAGACCAUGAAAAUCGUUGUGUGAAAAGGAAGUUGCUGUUGGAAGCCCUUGCAAGUGAACUUCCUAGUGGCACCAUUAGGUUCUCUUCAAAGGUUGUUUCCAUUGAGGAAUCAGGCUACUUUAAGCUGGUGCAUCUUGCUGACGGAACCAUCCUCAAAGCCAAGGUUUUGGUUGGAUGUGAUGGAGUAAACUCAGUGGUUGCAAAAUGGCUUGGCUUCAAGCCGCCGGUCUUUACAGGAAGAUCUGCCCUUCGAGGUAGUGCUGAGUUCAAGAGCAGCCAUGAGUUUGAUCCCAUGUUCAUGCAGUACUUUGGGAACGGUGUUAGAUCUGGUACCAUUCCUUGUGAUGAAAAAAAUGUUUACUGGUUCUUCACUUGGUCUCCCUCCAGCCAAGAGAAAGAGCUAGAGGAAAACCCAGUUCAGUUGAAGCGAUAUAUGUUAAGCAAGCUCGGAAAGGUAUCAGAUGAAGUACGGACUGUUGUGGAAAACACCGAUUUGGAUGCUUUUAUAUCCUCUCCAUUGAGAUAUAGGCAUCCUUGGGAAAUUCUUUGGGGAAAUAUUAGCAAAGGUAAUGUAUGUGUAGCUGGAGACGCGCUCCACCCCAUGACCCCAGACAUUGGACAAGGUGGCUGUGCUGCAUUAGAGGACGGUGUUGUAUUAGCAAGGUGUCUUGGUGAGGCCUUGUUGAAGAAUCGGAGCCAAGAAAUUAGUGAUGAAGGUGAAGAAGGAAAAGUGGAAUAUAAAAUGAUUGAAAGAGGGUUGAAUAAGUAUGCCAGUGUGAGGAGAUGGAGAAGUUUUGAUCUUAUUAGUACAGCUUAUGUGGUUGGUUUUAUACAGGAGGCUGAUGGAAAAAUAAUGACUUUCUUGAGGGACAAGUUUUUCUCUCCAAUCCUGGCCGGGUUGCUGUUGAAGAAGGCUGAUUAUGAUUGUGGUAAGCUCAGAAGCUUUUAACCGCAAUGAGCAAUGAUACAUCCUCUGUAUAAUGUUUAUCAAGAUUGCAAGUAUUAUUAUAUAUGUCAUAGUUGUAAUUCCAAUAAUCCUAUGUAAUAUGAAGAAUAAAUUACUAUUGGAGUGCACUAGGAAAAGUGUUUCUGUAUAAGUUUUGUAUUAUCUCUUAUUAAUUAAAUGGAAGAGUUUAGGAGCUUUAGAACUCAA